Vigna angularis (adzuki bean) is the source of this 2790-nucleotide messenger RNA. RefSeq lists its product as uncharacterized. Lineage: Eukaryota; Viridiplantae; Streptophyta; Magnoliopsida; Fabales; Fabaceae. The record is from RefSeq and is a predicted model, not a curated record. Bases 217 to 2400 code for a protein of 727 amino acids. The transcript has 9 exons.
UCUUUAUUCAAUAGGUCGUUCCCGCCCUUUUUCACUUCCCCCUUCAUCUUCUUGUUUAUCCCUUGCUGUGUAACACAGAUUUUCUGCUUGUAAUCAUCAAAACCAGCACCAACAAAACAAAGCCAGCAAGUACUUGCACCAGAGGAGGCAACGUAAUAGCACCUUCUUUCUUGCUAGUUUCCCCCACAAAAAAAGGUUGCGUCUUUUGAACCUCUUAUGGCAUUUCAAACCAAAACCGAACCUGAUUCCUUGUCUAGGGUCAUUCCUACCACCAAUAAAAAAGAAUACUGUGAAAUGAGCAUAUCCCAGCUAGUUUCUGUGCUGCGUAUUGCGUUUAAAAUUGAGGAUUUUGAUAAAAUUGAGCAAGAGUUGGUAAAGAGGGAAGCAAAACUUAGGGCGGAAAUUGGACGACUCCAGGAGAAGAUUGAGCUGGAGAGGCUCCAAGGAAUUGAAUGCGAAGAAAGACUGAAAAUCAGAGAGGAGCAAUGUGAAAGAGGGAAGAGAGCCCAGGAGGAUUAUGAGCAGUUGUUGAAGGAAGUGAAAACAAAUGGCUGGAUUGAAAAACAUGCUAUUGAGGAGUUAAGGAGAAAGAACGUUGCUUUAGAACGUGAAGUGUGUGAGCUGAAGGAGUUCAAGAAAAUAAUGCUAGAUGAUGUCAACUCUGUGGAUGAACUAAGGGACAAGAUCCGUGUGUUGAAAGAGGAGAAGGUUGGGGACAAGAAUGCUCUUGAUGUCCUUAACAUGAAGAACAUUGAAGUGAAGGAAGAAGUUAAGAAGAAUUUGACUGUCAUAGAAGGGUUGAGGAAUGAAAAUGCUAAACUGACAUACGAGAAGGUCGGGAACAAAAAUGCUCUUGAUGUCCUUAACAUGAAGAACAUUGAAUUGGUGGAAGCAGUUAAGAAGAAUUUGACUGUUAUAGAGGGGUUGAGGAAUGAAAAUGCUAAACUGACAGACGAGAAACACGAACUUAAGACAUUUAUUGAAUCUUUGGAGAGGAGGUAUAGUAAACUGCCCGUCAGUUAUGUGAAGGUGGAAGACAGUACUCAUUGCUCUGUUGAUACUGGCAAUGCUCAGUCUCCCAAAAAAGGGAACAAGGAGGAUGCUGUAGGUGCAUUAGAACAAAAGAAAGAUCAGACAGAAGCAUGCAAAGAAGGGGUAAAAUUUAAAUUGGAAAAGGAGAUCGUGGACCUAGGUGAUGAUGAUAAUGAUGCUAGGUAUACAUCACAAGGAUUGCGUGGAGAGCAAACUAUUUCUCGAAAAAUUGCAGAAAAUGAACAUUUACAAAGGGUUGAAAUGAUCAAAAGACAACGAGCUUCUGAUAUUCAGGCUUCUACUUCCACAUUUACAUCCUCUGCUGAUUUAUUUGAAAAAGAAAAUCUCCCUGUAAAGGAAAUAAUGUCAAGAGAGGGUCCUUCUCGCAUUGAUAAAGGAAAGGUUGUAAAAAAGCCUAGGAGGCAGGCCCGAUACAUUAUAAAGGUUCCUCAAAUGCUACCAUUCCCAGUUGCCACUACUCUAGCUGAUGUUGGGUCAUCACGUCCAACAUGCCCUAUUAUAGGGCCCACACCAGAUCCUCAUGUGGAUUCGACACCAUCUAUUGAUCACACUUCUUCUAUACCUAUGCUAUCUUCAGUUCCAUCUCUAGAUAUACACCAUCCAUCUGAUGAUCUUACUGAUGGAGUUGAUCCUGCUCCUCAUGAUCAACUGACCAUUAAACCUUAUGGUCGAGGGUUUCUUCCUUCUAGAGUUGCUUCACAAGCCAUCACCAGAUCUAUUAAGCAACAAUUUCUUCAGCCUUGGCCAUCAUGGGGAGCAAUCCCUAUAGAAGAUAGGGAACAUUUCUGGCAGAUAUUUAAGCAAAAGGUAAAGUGGAGAGCUGAGCAUGAAGCUGAAAUUAAGAAAAAUUUCCAUAGCAAAGCAUCUCACAGGCUAUCAGAAAUGUUUAGAGAUGCACGAAUUACAGGAGAACGCCCUUAUUGGGUGGAGGAGCACAUAUGGAACUCAUUGUUGGCACAUUGGAAUUUGCCAGACUACCGCAAUAAAUGUGCUAUCGCCCAAAGAAAUAGGGCUUCAGAAAAGGGUGGUGUACUGUAUACAGGUGGUUCAAUCACCACACAUGAGCAUGCCAUUCGUAUGGCAGUUGAGCUUGGACGGGCUGUCCACGUUGAUGAGGUGUUUAAACAAACUCAUCUUCGAAAAGACACUGGCGCAUAUGUUGAUGAGAGGUCUCGAAGGACUAUUGAAGAUUUCUAUGUUAGACUCUCACAGGUCAGAUCAAAGAUGGGAUCUACUCCUGCGGAUGCUGCAUCACAAGUAAAUGCUGAUGACGAUGACAUUAUAAGAAGACAAUGUUGGGUUGACGUCGUCGGUGGAAAGAGGAAAGGACGACUAUAUGGGGCAUGACAACUUGCUAUUAAUUAUAGUGCUAGAAAAGACAUAUUGAAGCACUAACCAUUUGCAUCCAACACUUCUGAUAAGAGCGUUGUUGUCCUCAAACAACAACUACAAGCUCGUGACCAAACUUAUGAUGUACUCCUUCAAAGAUUUGAGAAUCUCGAAAAUCUGGUCAUGACAUUGUCACCUCAACAAGGACAGAAUUAGUCCACCCCAUCAUCGUCCUAGAAGCAACACCCACUAAUGUAGCCCACCACAAUGCAAUUAUCUUCCUAGCAAGAACCGCCUCUCUAGCAACAGUCUUAAUAGAAUGAAGAAGAACAUGAUUCAAAUGACUAUAAUGAUUAUUAUGACUUUUUGUACUUCUUUUACAAACAUUUAUGCAUGUUUUUACUUUAA